AUGGCCGGCAUUCAGAAUGCGAUCACCAUUUAUCCUGUAGCAAAUUAUAAUUUUGGUUCGAAAGCAGCAAAGACCGAAAAGGAUACGAACGUACAGGCACGCUUGAGCCGUUGGGAGGAAAAGUACAAAAAGGAGGGGGUGCGCAGAUCUGUAGAUGCAGUUCUAUUAGUGUGGGAGCACAAUCAUCCGCAUGUAUUGCUCCUCCAGCUUGGAACCUCCUUCUUCAAGCUGCCGGGCGGCCGCCUGCGGCCUGGGGAGGAUGAGAAAAUGGGGCUCAGACGGAAGCUGGAGAAUAACCUUUCACCGGAAGCUGCCUCCCUGGCGCACCCAUGGGACAUUGGACAGUGCAUUGCCACAUACUGGCGACCCAAUUUUGACAUGACCCUCUACCCGUACUUGCCUGCGCACAUAACGAGGCCCAAGGAAGUGAAGAAGCUGUAUCUGAUCUCGCUGCCAGAGAAAUGCUACCUUGCGGUUCCAAGGAAUGCCAAGCUUAUUGCUGUGCCCCUCUUUGAGCUCUACGAGAACACCGCGCGAUUUGGGAUGGUGAUAUCUGCGCUUCCUCACAUCCUCAGCCGUUUCAAAUUGACAUUGGCAGGCUCCCCUCUUGCAAUUCUGCAGCCUGAGACUCCCAGUGGAGGGCCGGAAGGGGAGCAGCAACAGAGUGGAUAG
Coccomyxa subellipsoidea C-169 is the source of this 672-nucleotide messenger RNA. Its product is annotated as cleavage and polyadenylation specificity factor, 25 kDa subunit. The transcript has 4 exons. The record is from RefSeq and is a predicted model, not a curated record. Lineage: Eukaryota; Viridiplantae; Chlorophyta; Trebouxiophyceae; Coccomyxaceae. The coding region runs from base 1 to 672 and encodes 223 amino acids. Gene Ontology annotation, cellular component: mRNA cleavage factor complex. Gene Ontology annotation, molecular function: mRNA binding.